Molecule: messenger RNA, 16836 nt
Organism: Xyrichtys novacula (pearly razorfish)
Lineage: Eukaryota; Metazoa; Chordata; Actinopteri; Labriformes; Labridae
Source: the annotation of a GenBank genome assembly
GCACGCUGAGUUCCGAGCUGUCACCAGCCUUCAUAUCUCAUUGUAGGGUAGUUCCGAUGAAGGUGAGCGUGGUGUCCCGGCGUUCUCGGUUUACCUGACACACCUGUCCCCGUGUUGUUAACACACACACACAUUCACAUCCGCCCUCCGACUGGGAGAGGACGAAAAGCCGACAGCCACAAGGUCAGUGACAGGAGCCUGGAGAGCUAGCUCUGGCUAACGGGGUUAGUUUGAUCACGGUCCGUGUCUGUGGACUGAUCAGUGAGUUAUUAUCACCUGUCAGGUCACGUCAACGCCCGGAAUGAUGAUUACUUUACCUGGACCUUGAAACUGAAUCAGGGACCCUCAAAAACACGAGCUUAUAGACCAGCAGGUGCAGUUUUUCUUCUCUGACUGUUGUUACUGAGGUCUGCAUUUUACCUGUCUCAUUGUCUCUGAAGGAUGAAGAAGCUCUGGUUGCUUUCUUUACUCACGUGGAUGUGUGCGCUGUACUUCGUGGGCAUCUACAUGUUCGUGGGUGGGUUCCUGCUGGUGAGGCUGGAGGUGAGCAGGACCAGCACCUGCGGGGACGUGCUGCAGCCCGGAGAGGAGCCGGUGGACUUCUGCCGCGCCCAGCCCCGGUUCCGUAAGGUCGUGCUCCUCAUCAUAGAUGCCCUCAAGAUUGACUUCGCCCGGUUCGACCCGAACAACACGGAACCCCGGCCGUACGAGAACAAGCUGCCUGUGCUGGAGGAGACAGUCACAUCCAGGCCUUCUCACAGCCGCCUGUACCCGUUCCGUGCAGACCCACCUACGACCACCAUGCAGAGGAUCAAAGGGUUCACCACUGGUUCCUUGCCUACCUUUGUGGACGUGGGGAAUAACUUUGCAUCCAGUGCGAUCUUGGAAGACAACCUCAUCCAUCAAUUUGGGCAAGUGGGUGAGUAGCUGAAGAGCAACAUACCUAAAGACUCCCAUCUUCACUUUGACCAUGAGUCCAAACUUUCAGACUCAUUGGUAGAGACGCCACAUUGAGUUCAUCAGGACAGGUAAUGAUGGCAGAAUGUAGGUUUAACCGUAUUAAUCACUACGUGUGUCUCCUCUCAGGCAAACGAGUGGUGUUCAUGGGCGAUGAUACCUGGGAGAAUCUCUUUCCUAAGAAGUUUCACCGCUCUCUGCCCUUCCCUUCCUUCAAUGUGAAGGAUCUGCACACUGUGGACAACGGGAUACUUCAGCACCUUUACACAACAAGUAUGUCUCAAACUCAACUCAGCUUUAUUUAUACAGCACUUUACACACAACAGAGUUGACCCAAAGUGCUUCACAACAAUACAGAGGAAAAACAAAACAAAAGAAGAGAACAAACAGACGAUGAAGAAGAAGAGCAGACUGAGUGACAGUUAUAAUAGUAACGAUAGCAAUAAAAAUAUAAUUUCAACGCCAUCACUAUCAUCAUCAUUCAUAAUAGUAAUAAUAAAUAAUAAUAAUAACAAUAGCAGCAGCAAUAAUAAUAAUAACAAUGAUAAUGACAAUACAGAUCUACAGAGCUCACAGAGCCUACAUGGGAAAUGGUUGAGCUAUAAAAGUUAGGGACAUUUAAAAGCGUGGGAGUAAAAGUGGGUUUUAAGUUGAGUCUUAAAAGUCUCAAUGGUGGAGGAGAAUCUGAUGGAGGGAGGAAGAGAAUUCCACAUUUUCUGGGCGGCGAUAGAGAAAGCUCUGUCCCCAUAACACUAAGUAAAACAAGACCAUUCAACACUUUGUAGACAAACAUCUGGGUUUUAAACUCGAUCCUGUAGCUAACAGGCAGCCAGUGAAAGGAGGCAAGAAUGGGAGUAAUGUGAUCCCUCUUCUUAGUUCUACUCUUGGUUGUGGCUUAUUGGUGAUGAUGCAGUCAUUCAAAGGGUUCAUAUCUGUGUUAUUCAGAUUGGUUUGUCCCUUGCUGUUGGUGUUCACAGUUGUUGGAGAUGACUGGGAUGUCCUGGUUGCUCAUUUCCUCGGAGUGGAUCACUGUGGUCACAGGUUUGGUCCUGAUCACCCAGCCAUGGCAGACAAGCUCGCCCAGAUGGACGGAGUCAUCAGGUCAGACAACAUUACAGCUGUUCGUAUUUGUUUGACAUGAUCCCUCUGCUGCAGUUACAGCUCUGUGCUUUCAUAGUUCAUCUGUGGUACAGUAAGCAUUACCCCUCACUCUUGAUCUGAAACUGAAUAACCAUGACAAUGUGAACUUUACCUUUUACCUUUUUGCCCGUCUAGAUCUGUGAUUGACCGUCUGCAGAAUGACACCCUCUUGGUGGUGAUGGGAGAUCAUGGGAUGACAGACACUGGGGACCACGGAGGAGAAAGUCAGAAGGAGACUGAUGCUGCGAUCUUUCUCUAUAGUCCCUCUCCUCUUUUUCCUGGACCACCAUCUAAGGUUGGUGCUGUGGCUACACUUUUCAAAGACAGACAUGUUGACUUGACGUGAUAAAGACCCAGGGUGAAAUUUUGUUGGUAUUGAGGAAAAGCUUUUCACUAUGGAUAGGUGAGGGAUUCUGAGAUGAUGGAGAAAACUGAGGAAUGAAAGUAAAUGUCAAUGUUUUCUGCUUCAUUUAAACUUAGGAUGAGUUUAACGAAGUAAGUAUGAGACACAAGAUAAGAAAUAAAACACUCUUUUGUGUUUUAUCCAGGUCAAUAAAACACAAAAGAGUUGCUUGCUUCUCUGGUUAUACCAACUUCUUUAAGUUGCGUCACCACGCUGCGGUAAUGGACUCACCUGAGGUCUCUGUACAAGUGGCUGCUGAAAGAGAGACAUUGAGUUGUGUUUGGUCUCUUUGCUAAAGAAAUCAGGCAAAAUUAAAAAGAUGUUUGAUGGCUAGUACUAUGGCUGGGACCCUAUAUGUACUGUCGAUGAAGUAAGUUGCUGUUCUGAGCAUUAUUUGUGGCUAGGGGAUAAAAGAGUUGCUUGUUUCUCUAGUUAUACCAACUGAAGUUCUUCUUUAAGUUGCGUCACCACGCUGCGGUAAUGGACUCACCUGAGGUCUCUGUACUAAAGUUGGUUUAACUAAAGAAGCAAGCGGUCGGCAACAUUCAUCUCGUAACUUAAUUUUACGCUAGAAUAUCCCUUUUAAGAUGAACAAUAAACCUCAACAAACCUACCUUUACUAAUAUUACUCUUAAUUCACUUGUUAGUUUUGCCAAAGCUUCCAUUAAUUGAAUGAAUGGAAAAAAAAACCCACAGCUUUUUUUAAACUCUUUUCAUAUCUCAAGAAGCUUAAAUCAAUUUUAACAUCAAUGUAUUUUCCUCAUUUUAUCAGCAAAUUCAUGUUUACAUCACUUUUCAUUUUGCUUAAUCAGUUGGGCAUGUGCUGGAUGAACAUUCAUGCGGUGCAGCUCCAUGAAUCUUCUUUUAAUAGGAUGCUGGCAGGUGGUCUCAGUCUUUUGGGGGGUAAAAGUGUAACUCAGACUAGUCAAGUGAACUUGAGCGCUGAUUUUCUUAAUUGCUGUGUAAUUGGGGCAGUUGAUUAGACACAGAAGGAGAUAAUGAGUCAGAUGAAGCACAGGGAACAUUCUGCCACAACAAAGGAGGGAAGACUAUUAGCCGCAAAGACAGUAGCCUUUUAUCAUCAAGGUGUAAAUGCAGCAGAGGUGUAAAAGUCCCGUCAGAGUAAUAGAGGCAUUACAGGGCCGAGAUGAGAUCUCUGUUUGCUGGUAGAGCAGACAGGGCUGAACAGGGCUGUUGUGGGAUCAACAGAAAAGCACGAAGACAAAAUGACAGAGGAGCGAUGAUUAAAGGGUGCCCUCGCCAUUUUUGCUGUUGUUUUUUUUUUUCACAGGACAGACGCACCAAGAUCUUUAGGAGGUGACAAUGCUCCAACAGCUAGCUGCUGUUUAAUGUACCUUCUUUUUCGAAGCUGGUCAUGCGUCAGUUGACUUGUUUACAUAUCCUGAUGUGAGAUAUGAUUUAUGCAUGACCAAAGAAGGCUGUAGCCCCACAAGUUCAGACUGUUUUGAGAUGUCUGUAGACUUUUCCUUUGUAAUGGAGAUUGAACUUGUGAAUUCUCGAAAAGAACAUUAUGUGAUCUCACUUUUAUACCUGUAGCAUUUCCUCUUUACACACUGUAAGGACGCCUAGCUUGAUUUCACACUUUAAAGAAUGGAAGGUCCACACAAAUGAUCAUUUUGACAAGCUUUACUGGUCUGAGACUGUUCAGGUAUAUUUCACCGUCCACGUUUCCAAACAUUCUGGUUACAUCUUGUUGACCUGAAGGAGAGUCCGUGUAGGGUAAUAACAAAGGACAACAUAUUUUGGGAGCCUGAGUGAUGUUACACAUGUGUACAAGGUCUUCUUGAAGACUCCAAAAUCAGGCAACUGGACUGUGUAGAGUUGAGAAGACGUUUCGCCUCUUAUCCAAGAAGCUUCUUCAGUUCUAAAUAUUGCUAGUGUGAGGAACACCCAGAGAUUCUACGACCCAUUCUGUCCAACUCCUCCCAGUCGUUGUCUGUCCCCUUCUCCAGUAAGAUAAAUAUCUGCUCCUCACAUUAGCAAAAUUUAGAACUGAAGAAGCUUCUUGGAUAAGAAGCGAAACGUCUUCUCAACUCUACACAGUCCAGUUGCCUGAUUUUGGAGUCUUCAAGAAAACCAUGACCUGGAUGAAUGAGAAUCUGCAUGGACAUGUGUACAAGGUCCUUGUUGAGGAUGGUUGUCGGAGGCCCAUGGCUCCAGAGAUGUAGCACCCAAGUAUCUGAGGUAUUUGAGUGACACAGCUCCACCACCUUCAAGGAUGACAUGAGUGGCUGAAGAAAAUCAUCCUAACUCACACAUUAGAGAGACUCUCCAUAAUGUCAAAGAUGCUCUUCAAAUCUGUAAUAAAUGUUGUAGUGAAAGACACCAUGUCUUUAUUGUCUCCUGUUUGCAGAGUGAACCACAUGUGGUUCCCCAGACAGACCUGGUGCCGACCCUGGCUCUGCUGCUAGGAGUCCCCAUCCCAUACAGCAGUGUGGGCCAGGUUCUCCUGCCUUUGUUUCCUCCACAUAGGCAAACAGGGGGUGCAGUUGGAGGUUUCAGCCAGCUGGAGGCACUGUGGAUCAAUGCUAAACAGGUACUCAGCUCAGAGAGCUCAGAAAAGGGCUCAGACUUCAUCAGUCCUGAAGCGUCUUCAGUUCUUUCUUCUCUGUGUUGUGCUGAAUAUCACGUGACUCUUCUGUUUCUUCAGGUCAACCGUUUCCUGGAGACUUACUCCAGCAUGGCCAAAGACAUCCCACCAGAGAGCCUCUCUCAGCUGAAGGGUGAAUUCUCCCGCUUGUCCGCUGAGUACCUCGCCAUGGUCAGAGAAGGUCACACAUCCUCUCCAAAGCUGGCUGCCUCCCUGCAGGCUUACCUCAGCUCUGUCAGAGACACCUGCAGAGCUACCUGGGCUCAAUUCAACCCCCUCAAGAUGGCAGCAGGUUUAGCCCUCGUGGCAUUUGCCUGCUUGACGUGUUUCAUCCUAUCUGAGCUGUCCCUGGUGUUGAUGAGCGAGAACGGACCUGGACUAAAGGCCCCACUGGUAGUGGCAUUCGCAGUGGGGGUCUGUGCGGCUGCUGGUCAGCUGCUCAUACAGGGAUACAUUGAGGUAGCUUGGUGCCUGGCAGCAGCUGCCCUCAGCUCUGAACUGCUCUUUCUCUGGAGGGCCCAUCAGUCCAGGACUACAGUUUCAGCUAAGAAUGGAUCCAAAGCUCCAAAGUUUGUGACCCUGCUGAGCCCGCACCACCUCCUUGUCCCCUCUCUUCUAGUACCACUCCUCCGCUGCGCCUCCCUGUUAUCAGACAGCUAUGUGAUCGCCGAGGGCCGUGUCGUGACCUUUCUGGUGUUCUCUCUGGCUCUCUGUAUCCCCAUCCAUCUGAACUGGGAUGGCCUGCUCUUACCCCCCAGCCAUGACCCUCUAAAGCCUGCAGGGCUUCUUCCUGCUGCGGCCUUGUCCCCGUCUACUGUGAGGAAAGAAAGCAGCACCCUGUUAGCCUGUUUAGGACUUCUCAUCGGCAGCCUCUACCUCUCCCUGUGCUUCCAUGGUUGCCGAGAAGAGCAGGGCUCCUGCCACCCUUCCCCGUUCCUUUCCCCUCUGUCCCGGUUACAGGACGCCCAGCUGAAGAAUCUCCACUACAUCCUCUCCGUGUGCUCCCUCGGCUUAUGGACUUAUUUACUGAAACGCUGCCUCCGCCACUACGGUAACCUCAAUUCCUCAGGGGGAACUGUGUUCACUGCUUGCUUUAUCCUACCACUCCUGUCUGUGUGCCUCGGCCUCCACUGGGCUGUCAGCGCCACUCCUGAGGACAGCUUCAGGAAUCUUGCAGAACUGAUUAGCCUGGCCCAGCUAGCCCUCCCAAGGACUGCCUUUUUCCUCCUUGGACUGGGGCUGUUCCUAAUCUGGCUAGACCCUCUCACUGUGUUUAUAAAGACAAGGACUGCGACUACAGCCAGAAGUUCAUCUCUACCCCCGCCCCGCUACCGAGCCAGCACCGGCAUCAGCCCCCAAGCUGAACUGCACCACCUCAUCCCACAGAUCUAUCAGCGCAUGCGCCGUUCUUUAGACGAUGGAGAGCUGAGCGGGGGCACUGAGUUGGGCAGCAAGCCCGCUGUGGAGGCUUAUGGCCUGGGAACUGUUUACUCUGCCCCUUUGCUGCUGUUUUGUGGCCUGCUGGGAAUUGGUCUGCUGCUCCUGCACCCAGAGGGCAUGGCUCUAUCUUUCCUCCUGCUGCUAUUUGAAAUGGGAGCUCUGUUGCACAUCCACGCCUCGUCCACUACCCUCAGCAGCCUGCGUGGAACGAAUUCUAGUGAGAUUCACUUUCCUGUGUUGUUUCACUCUUUCGACACGUUCUGCGUCCUCACACCCUGCUCAUCACUCUCUCACUGCUCUCCUUAGGUGGAUUCAUUGUGCCCUGGACUCCUGUCGUGUUGUGGUCCCUGGCUGCCACCCAGUUCUUUCAUGCCACAGGUCACCUUCCCACCUUCCCCUCCAUUCAGUGGGGUGCUGCUUUUGUUGGAUUCCCUGAUGGGCACACAGGCACCAUGCUGCCCGCCUCACUGGUUACCCUCAACACUUUCGCCUCGCACAUCUUGUUCGCAGGUAAUUCUGUCUCCUUCUGUGCGCACCAAAAACCAGACUGUCCUUUUCUGAAGAGACACCACAGGGAGUCAGUGCCUCCAAACUUUUAAAGGGAUAUUCCGGCGUAAAUAUAAGUUAUGGUCAAACGCUACAUAACACCGAGUUCGACACCCCCUCCAGAGAUGAAUGUUGCCGACCGCUUGCUUCUCUAGUACCAACUUUAGUAACGACCACACAAUAGCAAUACACAUUACACAUUAUUUCCUAUCUAAAACAUACAGUUGGUCUCAUAGUGAACUUGUUCAUAAACUCAAACACUAUCGAGCGUGUUAUCAUUGCAGAAAGCUCAUCAAAAAUCUGUGACUUGCUGAUUUGGGCCAAUGUGUCAUUGUCCGCAGUGGGCUGCCCGUUGCUGCUGUUCUGGCCUCUGGUGUGUGAGGUCCGCGGUAUCAGAGGGGGCAAAGCUUGUGGGGAAGAAGGAGACGCUGUGAUGGAGAUGAGAUUGAGAGAAAACCCCCAUCAGUUCAGCUCUGCUCUUCUUCAACUCUCAACGCGCUACCUCUUUAUACUCGGAGUCCAGGUCAGUUACAGAGUUUGCUAUGGAAGUCAAUCUGUGCCAACUGAUUUUGAAUGUGAAUUAAUAAAGCUGAAUAUUUUUCGCAUCAAAAUUAGACUUUGAAUUUUAAAACCAUCGAAUUUCAAGCUCACAUUUUAUUUCUGACACUCAUUUUUUUUCACAGUGAUGAAAUAAAUUCAGUGUAAAAAAAUCAGUCUGCUAAAAUAUUUGUCUCAUAAAAGCUGUGUAAAAAAAAUUAACGUAAAAAAAAAGAGACAGGGAGAAGCAAUCGAUUCCGGGCUCAAUCAUCUAUCAUCCUGUCAAUCAAAUAAUGCCAGAUUGGUCAUGUUGCAGCGACCCCAGUGGAAGAUUGAAUGCAGAGCACUGGAUUGAGCCAAUUACUCUGAAACUUCUGACAUAGAAUUUUUUAAUGUUGAAUUUUUUUUACACAUUUUGUUUUGAGUCAAAUUCUUACUAAACUAAUAUUAUGAGAGAGCGAUUUUUUUCUUUCACACCGAAUUUUUUUCAUCAUUGUGAAAAAAAAAAAAGUGUCAGUAAUAAAAAUGCGUGUUUGAAAUUCGAUGGUUUUGAAAUUCUAAUUCUGAUUUUGAUGCAAAAAAAAAUUCAGCUUUAGAAAUUCAAUUUCAAAAUCAGAUGGUACAGAUUUACUUCCAUGGUUUUCUGAUAAAUCCAAUAUUAAAGUUGUAAAGUUGUCAUUUAUAAUUAAUUAGCUGUUUAUUUGAUCGCUAGUUUCAAACAAUUUUCAUAAAUCCAGGGAUGGAUGGGUUGGCGUUAGGUUUCUGAAAUGUGAAAGGGUAUUUACUUUUGUUCUUCGUCACCUUCCUUGUGUCACACUCUCCCAUCGUCAGAAACUAUCUGUGCAUCUCUUCACAGGUCUUUGCUUCAGUCUGUGCAGCUGCUAUCCUCAGGAGACACCUAAUGGUGUGGAAGGUUUUUGCACCCAAGUAAGUGUCCGGAUGGAUUUUCCCGCUCACACAAACUCACUAACAGUAAAGGCUUUUGGGGGAAUGGACACAUCUUUACUGCCAACCACUUACUCUAUCGGAGCUUUUCAGUUAAUGCACAUUAUCAUAGGUCUGCUUUUCUGUUGCAGUCUGAACACCUCACCAAAAUUUGUACCAAAUGACUCAUCUCCGAGCAAAACCCUCAUUCUCAUUCUUUCCGUUUCUCCUCCAAGGUUAAUGUUCGAGGCCUCAGGGUUCCUGGUGAGCAGCGUGUCUCUGCUUAUCGGGGUCACAUUAGUGAUGAGAGUCGAUGUAGCCGUCAGCCGAUGGUUUAAGAGACUCAUCCCUGAUGCAUCCAGGUAGCAACAGCACUCCUGCUGCUGCUGCUGUACCACAAAAGUCCACCAGAGCGCACUGUGCCACACAGAAGACGGACAUGAUAGUAACUGAAAAAAUAAACAAUGCCGUCUUUGUCAAGCCAUGGGUACCAAACAACAAUGUCAUAUGAGGCUGAAACUCUGGUGAGGGCUGUGCUGAGAGCUUCUACGGCCCACCUGGCUGCCAAACAAAGCUUGGACUAGACGAACUCGGACUUGCAUUGAAGAUGUGAUUUUCACAGUGUCACGACAAUGAGCACCUCACUCAGCUGAGGUUGAAGGCUUUUAGGAUUUCUAAGGAGUUGAAUGUGCUGACAAACAGGUUUGAAUGUUCCUCCUUGACACAUGUCCUCAAACUUACAAAAAAAAAGAUGACUCCUUUCAAACUCCCUAAACCAGCCAGUCAAAAUGCUGCGCCCUAAAGCAUACACUGAACAGUUUACACGAGCUACAUGCCUGUCACUGCUGGCCAGCAACUUCAGCACUCAAACAAAUUUGACUAAAACGAGCUGAUUUAGUAGUUUGAUAUGAAAAAAUAAUAAAUGACGCUGAUGUACUCUCCUUACUGUUGGCUGAUCCUUUUCCACAGCUGUGUAGAAAUAAUGAGCAGUAAAGGUUCGAUGUCUCCCUUCAGCUCCACAGCUGUGGGUCUAUUACUGCAGAGCCAAUUUGUCAUCCCCGUGUCAGGAUGAAUUUGCAUGGACCUGUACUUUUUUCUGAAAUCCAUCAAGGUGCAACACAGCAUCUCUUUCAUCUUAGUGUUUGCUGGAAGAACUUUUUACACACGUUUUGUAUGGUUUGUACAUUUAACAUGACGAAAUAACCAGUGUGUCUGGUUACUGCCAAUUCAUAGAACAUAUCUAGUUUUUGUUUGUUUUUACAGUUUUGGGUUCUUAAUCUCUCAUGCUCUCUGUUUUUGAGGGUACCAGUUCCUAAUUCUAAUACCUAUUUAUAUAUUUUUUAAUCCCUGUUAAUACUAAAAAAAAAAAACAACCCUCUAAUGGAUCUUUGUCUUAAUCAGGCGUCCUACAUUGAUUUUCCUGGAGUGUGUGCCUAGCUUUAAGUAAUGCCUUUUUGCGUAUGAUGUCAUUCUUUCGACAGGGUCAUUAAAUCCAGGACCUCCACAAACACUCUCAGUUAAUUUAUUUCUGCGGGAUGUUUGAGUCAGUGUCCAGUGUAAGAUCUGUUACUGUUCUGCAGCUGUAGUCAGCAGCUGAGGCUCAUUAGCUAAUGCAUGAUUUUGAAGGGAAGUCGAGCUCAGGUUGAAUUAGCUGCAAUGCAAUAGAACUGCAUUUCUCAGGCUGUUGUACGGGAGUGAGUGGUCAUAUAUAGCAGCUGCUGUAUCGACAUUAGCCAAAGGGAGUGUGUGGUUGGGUUUUCUGAUGGCAGGACACGUUUAUUUUUUGUUUCAAAAUGUUUAAUAUAUAAAUAACUGAUCAACUAAUAUGAUUUUACAUCCUGUGAAAAAUGUAAUAAAACUUUUUUACUUGACAUUUCUGCCUCACUUUUAUUAAAAGAUAAGUUUGAAUGUAUUCCUCGUUGUUCUUUCUGUUCCAACUUUGGGAUUAUUUAUUGUUCAAGUGCAAAAUAUUAAUACAGUGCAUAAAAGUAGGAUUUAAUGUUGUUCAUUGAUCCAGUGACUUGAUGGAGGAGACGGAAGCUGCCAUAAGUUUUUACUGCCCAUCAGUCAGGAUGCUUCAUUCAUUAUUCACUGGGGCUUUCCACAUUUCUAGCAUCACUCUCUAAGUCGUCAAAUAUCUCACUUGUACAGAGAAAAACACAAGAUUUAGUUUGAUGUCUGUCGAAUGUUGGAAUUUAAAGAAACAUUUCAUCUUUUUUCUUUUUAAUUGUGAGGGGAAAUCACAAGUUCUUAUCUGGACUACCGCUCAGUUACUUAUUGAACAACACACUGGUACAGCGGCUGCUCAUUUUCAUUUAUCCACAUCUCAUAAAACCUGAAACGUGUCACUUUUUUAUCACAGAAAAUGUGCCACAAUAGCGACAAUGAACUGCAAAUUAAAAAGCUGUUUUCCCCUGCAAAUCCACCAGAAACUGAUCAAAGAUAACUGACCUGUGAGGAGAUGAAGAAUGAAACUGCUGGUUUAAAACUACACAUUUAACAUUUAUCAGCAUUUAACCUUUUGAUGCAUACUUGUACUCUGGAAAGAGCAACAAUGUGCCAUUUAAAAUCUACUUAAUCAUUUAAUAAUCUAUUAUAAAAGCAGACCUGAGGUGCAGUAUAUAUAUUUAAUCAAAGGCAAAAAUGAAAUCAUUUAUCAACAUAGUGUGGCGAAUCUUAAAUCAUGGUGAGUGACGCCCAAGUACAGAACAGUCAUUGGUACUGAGCUACAGGCCUGUCAGUGAAGGACGGAUUAUUUCUGUGUGAAAAUCUCUGCACUUAAUGGUUCUUGCCCACUGGGGAUAAACAUGCGGAGUGAUCCAUUAUUUUAAGCAUCAAUUGAUGGAUUUAUGGGUUUGCAAGCAGAAAACAUGAUUUCCUCUCUUUUUUAUUUGUUCUCCUCAAACCUUUUCUCUUUUUGGAUAAAUGAUACAUGAAUAACUGAGGAGGAGCUCCAAGGUUCCUGCAAGGUGAACGUGAAUCCCAUCUCCACUCCCUUUUUCUCAUUUACAGUCAUAUUCAGAGUUUCUUUGUGAUAUGCAACGCUACAUUUGGUUUUCUGCUGUCAAAGGAGGCCACAGACAUGACUACUGUGCAACGACUGGUUUAUAAAACGUCCAAACCACGUGUCUUAUCAACAUUAGUACCUCAAGGUUAAGUGUUUGGUCUCCGCUUGGUCCCCUUCCCCUCUUUUGUCUUACUUAGUGUAUAUACUCACUCUCAUGGCUUUGUGUAUUAGUGCCGUACACGUGUUACCAGGCCUUUGGCAUCAGAUGAUUGUCCUGACUUGACCUGAUCAGACCUUAUGUAAGAUGGGGUUAGACUGAGGUGGUUUUUACAAGAGUACGAAUUUGUAAGACACCGGUAAAAUAAACUAUUGAUCUGGUGAUUUUGACACACGGAGGCGCGUAUUUGUCCAUGACUCCGCAUCUUUUUUGAAAACGGGUCUGCAGGUGGAUAUCUGGGUAUUCGUCUUCAUGCCGUAGUUGAUAUAAAUAGAUAAGACGGUGACCUUAUAGCACCCGUCCUCCUCCCCGCCCCCCAACCCACAUUGUCACACACACAGCAACAACAACAAUGGCGGUAGCUGGGGUGAUUUUGUUCUUGUUCCAGCAACUACAAAUAUUGCUGCGACUUUUACACCAACAUUUAGAACAACAACAACACCAGCUACGGCAACAACAAGUGCUCAUGCAGAGACGCAGCGUGUUACGCGUGCAGGAUCCUGAUUCAGGAUCUACAGGAUUUUGUGUUGUCAUGUAAAUGUCUAUGUACAAUACGAUGUGUAAACAGCAAUACAUGUUUUGGUGCCGACGCCAAGACAAUACAGGGUGAGGACCUUGUGUGAGGACGUCCUUAGUCCCAUCUUGUAGGAUCAGAUCCACUCUCAUUUAUCUAGUUACAGUGGAGAAGAAGAACUACCUCUAACAGGCAGAAACCUCGAGCAGAACCAGACUCAUGUUCGACAGUCAUCUGCUUAGACUGUGAUGGGUUUAGAGAGAGGGAGAUGGACAGAAUAAUGUUGUUUAGAUUAAUUGACGGUCAUUGAAGUUCCCUUCAGUUGCUUGUUAGUCCUUCAUGUUAUUCACACACAGACAGAAAGAAAUAUGUCACCAUCGCUUUACAAGACUAUGUUACAGUGUUCUGGGAACAAACGAAGCCUUCUGCAUGAUAGCACAUCCUAGCACACAAACAAUUCAUGGAUUUAAACCAUAGAUGCAUGUUGCUAUUUUUACAAACCAAAUCUUCAGUUUGGACAGCGACAGGCUUUCUUGUGCUGUGGGUAGGAUCCAACACCGCAGAAGCAGCACUCAAGGGGAAAGUUGAUAAAAGCUCAAUUUUGUACAAAACCAAUCCGACUACGUUUUAAUGCCUGGGGGAAUGGAGGCACAGAGCUGAUUAGUCCGCUACCCGAAAUGUGAAUUGGAUAUCUUGUCCAGCACAGAUACAGGACCUCAAGGCCAAUCAGUCCUUCCAGCCUGGGUGCCACGGUGCGAAUCGUUGAAAGAGGACAGCAAACAAGGCUUUUCUGAGUGAAAUCAAACCUGCAUGUUGAUGUGAAACAUGUCCUGUUUACAUCCUUUGGUUUUGACUGAGAGACACUCAUUUAAUCCAGAUCCAUGUAUAAAUCAUGUGCUGAAUAAAACACAUACAUAUUGCUGUGUUGUACUUUUUGUGUGUCUGAAUUCAGCUUUACCAGCUAACUCUUUUCAGGGAAAGUCUCACAAUGGUGUCCUGGUAUUAGCUGGAGGCCAAACAAUGCGAUUCUGGAGGCAGACAUGAAUUGCCAUAGGGGUCUCAGACAGUGUUCUUGCUGUGUUGUUGAGAGCCAGACUAGAUGACAUAUCUUAAAACUGAAAUUUUCUCUAAACCAUCACCGACAACAAAGACAGCUUUGAUUGGGGUGGACUGGACGGCAGCAAUCAUCAAAAACUGUUGUGUCUAUAGUGUUUACCUCUCAUAGUUCUACUGUUUUUCCUCCAGCUGAGUCCUGCCCGUCAAAAACAUACGACUGUUUUCUGACAUUAAAAGGGUCAAUACAUUUACUCAUUUAUUGACAUAAUCAUGUCUGAUUUUGACAUUUGGAUUCUUCUGGUAAUGUCCAUAAACGUUUAGGGUGGCAGUUGAUAUGAAAGAGGAAUGAUGUAUAGGUUGUUUAAAGGGAUAUUCUGGUGUAAAAUUAAAUUAGGGUCAAACACACCAUAACACCAAGUUUGACACACCCUUGAGAGAUGAUUGUUGCCGACUGCUUGCUUCUCUAGUUACACCAACUUCAGUAACGACCGCACGAUAGCAAUACACAGUGAUAUACAUCUACACAUGCAAACUUCAACCAAAAAGCCACUCUAUAGCCACAAAUAAUGCUCAGAACAGCACCUAACUUCAUCAACAGGACAUAUAAGGCCCAAGCCACAGCACGAUCCAUAAACUUCUUUUUAGCUUUGCCUGGUUUCUUUAGCAAAGAGACCAAACACAACUCAACUAGUCUCUUCCAGCAGCCGCUUGUUUGUAGGGAGAGCUUGGACGAGUCGAUCACUGAGUGGAGCAGAUCAUUUCCAUGAAGUAAUAAUCAUCAUAAUAAUCAUUUUGCACAGCAGAUGGGGAAGUUCUUCUGCCUAAGUGUCUCGGUCUGAUUGCAUUUCCAUUAAGUGCGAACUCUGCUGCAGUUGGUGAUCGACUCAUCAGGGCUCCUCCCACAAACAAGCGGCUGCUGGAGCAGAGUGGGUUAAUUGUCUUUAGUCUCUUUGCCAAAGAAAUCAGGCAAAGCUAAAAAGAUGUUUGAUGGCUAGUACUAUGGCUGGGACCCUAUAUGUACUGUUAAUGAAGUUAGGUGCUGUUCUGAGAAUUAUUUGUUGCUAUAGAGUGGCUUUAAGGUACAACUUAAUUUUACACUGGAAUAUCCCUUUAAGGAUGGCUAAAAAAAAAAGAAAAGUAAAAGAGUAACCACAGACAGGUGCUGUCAGAUCAUUUCGUGGUACUGAGCUUUGAAACAGCUAGAAAAAACAACCCUUUUGGAUGUGGUUCUCUGUGAUGACUGGAUCAGAUCACCGAGCUUUCUUAAUUGCUCAUCAUUAUCAGAUGGAAAGCCCUUUGGACAACAAUCUCCACAUUUCAUCCCGCAUCAUCUAUUAAAGUCAGACUAAUUUUCAUUAUGGGGAUGGAAAAUCGUCGGGCUGCUCCUCUGAUGUUUGUACCGUGAGCUCAGAGAGGAGGGCCAGAACUUUCCACAUAAAAGCGGACAUCAAACUUUUUUAAUGAUAUCCAUCUUCACUUCUCCUCAACAACAAGUAUGAACAGGAUGCAGUGUUUCUGGACUCUCUGUAAAUUAAGGGACAACAUCUGUGUGUUUAUUAGUCUACUAAGAUCGGUUAUUGGAUCUGUAAAGAGUCCUCAAAUGGCCUUUCAGCAGAAAUACAAGGUACCUUCAUACGUAUCUAAGCUGCUCCAGUCCCCCUCUUCUCAAACAGGAAAACCAAGGCUGUGCUGUAUGUCUUUGUCUUCUGACAGACCAAAAGGAUGAUAUAUUUACAAGAUCCUGUUCAAUAAUUUCAAACAUACUGGUAUAGUGUAUUAUAAUGUACCUAAAGAAACAGAUUAAUCCUCUCAUUCAGGUUUUAUAACAUUAUUUAUUUCAGGGAUAUAAGUAUUUAUGAAUCGGCACUGCAUUGCUUUUGCUUUUACCCAGUAACCUUGCAAGCUUUGAAUGUAUCUGAAUGCAUUUCUAGGGGAUAGUUCAGAGCAAAAGAGGACGCACAAUAUGGUAAAUCACAUUUGCACAGAAUAUCUGUCGGUUGCAUAUAAGACAUGUCGCCUCAGCACAAGGAUUUGAUGGUUUUGAUUUCUUCUUUCAAUAUAACUGGAUCCUGAAUUUAAGAGAAUAAGAAGAAAAAAAUCUCCACCAGUAUUUUUUUUUUUUGCUUUCCUCUGACUCAUCUGCUUUUAGGGAACAUCUCCUCAUUCUUGUUGUAUCCAGCUUGAAUAAAACAUGAAACACUGCUGUGAUAAACCGCUCUUCAUUUUUAAAGAGAGUGUUUGUUUCCAGCUUCAGUACUAUGCUUACAUAAAAGGUUUGUCACAGAAACGCUUGUGGGUCUGGUUGAUUUUCCCAUACUUAAGACGGUUGAUAUAUUAUAGAUUAGUCUAUCAUAUCUGUACUUAUUUAUCCACCUGAUUGUGCUGUACCCAUAGACUGUAUAUACUAUGGACAACUUAACUCCGCCUUCCAUCAUUACUAUAUGAUUUUAUAAAAAUAGAGCUGCACAGAAAAACGAGGACUUGAGCACAAACCAGUCUUAUAGUAACUACAUGUCAACAUCACAAGCAAAACUUACAUUCUGUUUAAUAAAUUUCUAAAGUUUGUCCACAGCUCCAUAGGGAUUGCUUGAGGAGGCGGGAUUUAUGACCUAUACUGCAGCCCGUCACCAGAGGGUGCUGUUCUCACGGUGGCUACACCCAGCGAGGAGGCAGAUGCGUUCAUUCUAUAAACAGUCUAUGGCUGUACCCUUUAUGUCUGUCACUGUAGUCUUGUAGUAGGGAAGAGUGGGGUAAGAUGAGCCAUUUUUUAUAUUUCGGAUCACUACAUUAAGUCAAUCAUAGUUUCGUCUCUAACUAGUGUAUCUGCAUAUAUUUCAAGAUGUUGUUCAUCCCUGGAAACCAACAGAAUGAGUGUAAACGUAACUGUCUUGAUAAUAUGGCAUGCUAAAAAAAGUCUCCUAUGCUCAACUUACCCCGUGUAUGGAGUAAGUUGAGCAUAGGAGCGGGGUAAGUUGAGCCGUAUCCCUACUACCCCCCCACUCUCCACCCCAGCCCUCCCUCACCUUCUCUCUCCCUAAAUAACAGUCACUUCUUCACAUUCAUGUGUAUUUUUAUCUAUUAUAUGCUAUAUAUACAGUGUCAAAUAAACAAAUAAAUAGAUAAAAGUUGUUUUUGGAUGUGUGUAGGUAGGCUAUGGUCUCAUGUCCCUUUAAGACACCAUCCUAAUUCAGAGACGUGACUCCACCCCAUCCAGUCCAUAACAAAGAGGAAAGACAGGUGAGGAGAUGGAGGACGGUUCAAAGGUUGUAGCUGCUGGAGUGGCAGCUAAAGUAGACAAAGUUAACGUGAGAGGGGGUGAGCAGCUUGUGGAGUAGUUAUCGUCCAUUUAUCGUUUACAAGGUGAACUGAUCAAUAUACCGUGAUAUUGAUUUGAGGCCAUAAUGCCAAGCCUGAACUCCAGGUAUAUUUGCACCAGACCCACCCUAUACACAAUGCUCUCAAACCUGAAACCCAAAUAAUUCCA